This is a messenger RNA of Penicillium waksmanii, 4170 nucleotides long. RefSeq lists its product as uncharacterized. Gene Ontology annotation, biological process: mitochondrial glycyl-tRNA aminoacylation. Gene Ontology annotation, molecular function: glycine-tRNA ligase activity; ATP binding; protein binding. The transcript has 5 exons. Gene Ontology annotation, cellular component: cytoplasm; mitochondrion. Lineage: Eukaryota; Fungi; Ascomycota; Eurotiomycetes; Eurotiales; Aspergillaceae. Bases 1 to 4170 code for a protein of 1389 amino acids. The record is from RefSeq and is a predicted model, not a curated record.
AUGGCCACCGUCAACACCAAGACCGGCCAGGAGGUCGACCGCCUCACUCUCGAUUCCAUGCUCCGGCGCCGCAUGUUCUACACUCCCUCCUUCGAAAUUUAUGGUGGUGUCUCUGGUCUCUAUGACUAUGGCCCUCCCGGAACCGCCUUGAUCGCCAACAUGACCGACGCGUGGCGCAAGCAUUUCGUGCUCGAGGAGGAUAUGCUCGAGGUCGAUUGCACCAUGCUCACCCCGCAUGAGAUUCUCAAGACCAGUGGCCAUGUCGACAAGUUCGCCGAUUGGAUGUGCAAGGACCCCAAGACUGGCGAGAUCUUCCGUGCCGAUCACUUGGUGGAGGAGGUGCUGGAGAACCGCCUGAAGGGUGACAAGGAGGCCCGUGGCCAUAAGGUCGAGGUCGACGCAGAGAAGGAGGCCAAGAAGAAGAAGAAGUCCAAGGCCGCCCAGGCUGUCAAGCUGGACGAUGCUCUCGUCAAGGAGUACGAGGAGACUCUGGCUCAGAUUGACAACUUCGAUGGUCCCGAUCUGGAGAACAUUAUCAAGAAGUACAACAUCCGCAACCCCGCUACCGAUGGCGAGGUCCAGCCUCCCGUCGCCUUCAACCUCAUGUUCCAGACCUCUAUCGGUCCCAGCAGCAACAUGCCCGGUUACCUUCGUCCUGAGACUGCUCAGGGUCAGCUAUGCCUUUCGCUUCGGCCUCCAUUGGAAAGUCCUUCCGUAACGAGAUCUCCCCCCCGUGCCGGUCUGCUGCGUGUGCGUGAGUUCCUCAUGGCUGAGAUUGAGCACUACGUCGACCCUGAGGGUGGCAAGAAGCACCCCCGCUUCGUUGAGGUCAAGGAUGUUGAGAUGUCCCUGCUGGACCGCAACGUCCAGCUGUCUGGUAGCACCAAGACCACCAAGAUGACCAUCGGCCAGGCCGUCGAGACCGGCCUCGUCGACAACGAGACUCUGGGCUACUUCCUGGCCCGUAUCCAGCUUUUCCUGACCAAGAUUGGUGUUGACUUGACCAAGCUGCGUUUCCGUCAGCACAUGGCCAACGAGAUGGCUCACUACGCCGCUGACUGCUGGGACGCCGAGCUGCAGACCAGCUACGGCUGGAUUGAAUGUGUCGGCUGUGCUGACCGCAGCGCCUACGAUUUGACUGUGCACAAGAACAAGACCGGUGCCCCGCUUGUGGUGCGCGAGACUCGCCCCGAGCCCCUCCGCAUCGAGGAGUACCAGAUCGACCUCGAGAAGAAGAAGUUCGGUCCCCGCUUCAAGAAGGACGCCAAGACUGUCGAGAAUGCCGUCGAGGCUCUGACCCAGGAGCUGCGCGAGAAGCUGUCUCUGGAGCUGGAGCAGCAGGGCAAGAUCGAGAUCGAUGUCGAGGGCGUUGGCUCCGGCAAGGUUGAGCUCGACAAGGAGUUGAUCAAGAUUGAGAAGCGUACCCGCGUUGAGAAUGUCCGCGAGUACACUCCCAACGUUAUCGAGCCUUCUUUCGGUAUUGGCCGUAUCAUGUACAGCAUGAUCGAGCACGUCUACUGGUCCCGUGCUGGUGACGAGGCCCGUGGUGUCCUUUCUUUCCCUCCUGCUAUCGCCCCCACUAAGGUUCUGCUGGUCCCUCUCUCGACCAACCCUGCCUUCAAGCCUCUGACCCUGAGCCUGACCACCAAGCUGCGCCGUCUCGGUGUCUCCACUCGCGUGGAUGACUCUUCCGCCAGCAUUGGCAAGCGUUACGCUCGUAACGAUGAGUUGGGUACUCCCUUCGGUAUCACCGUCGACUUCCAGUCCGUCAAGGACAACACCUUUACCCUGCGCGACCGUGACUCCACCAAGCAGGUCCGUGCCAGUGAGGACGAUAUCCUCCAGGCCAUCAAGUCUCUCACUGAUGGCGAGGAGACCUGGGAGGAUAUUGCCAAGCGUCUUCCUGAGUUCACUGGUCAGGAGGUUGACGUGCGGCCCGCAGUUUACCUCCGCGGUAUCACCCAAUCCGGCCGCGCCAAGAAUCCGGGGCAACUCCCAGCUUCCGCCUCGGUUUCAAACUGUCCUCUUCCUCUCAGCGAGAGAUACAAUCUAACCAAAAUGGCGCCCAACAUCUACGCCGCGAAAAUCACACUCUCGUGUCCUCUCUUCGCCGCCGAUUUCGACCCCCGCGACAAUGGUCGUCUGUUUGUCGGCGGCGGGGGCGGCGAAGGUCGCAGCGGCGUUGGGAACAAGAUCUCCCUCCUUGACACGUCGCGUCGAGAUGAGAUCACCGAAGCCGUCGAACUGAACUUGUCGCGCGACGAAGACUCCGUGACGUCGCUAGCUGCGGCGCCGCAGAAUGACGAUGACGACCAUUCCCUUAUUGUCCUGGCUGGUAUCAACAGCUCCCUCGCAGAGCAGAAGAAGAAUAAUAACCAGCAUAUGCGUGCAUUCCGGUUCGAGGCGCCACGGAAGGUACAGACAGACCAGGCCGUGACCAGCGCGGGCGCGAGCGGCCAGCAAACGACCGAGGGUAGCAAAGAGAAGGAGGAGAAGAAAAAGGUGGAAGUGAUUCCUGGGUCAUCAGAAGCUGUUUCUCGUGCUUCUAUCUUCCGCACUAAGGGCCCUGGCUCAGAUGAUACAUACCAGCGUAUCAUGAGGCUGUCGCCGUGGAAGAAGCAGUCCGAGGGCGAGGACACAGACAAGAAGAGCAAGGACACCCGCAUAGGAGCUAUCGCAACGGGCAUGGCCUCGUCUGGCGAGAUUGUUUUCUUCCGCGCGACUGGUUCUCCCAGCGAAUCCGAUGUGAUUGGCCGUAUUCGCCUCGGCUCCAACGAGGAAGCUGAGGAUGUGGAUUUCGCAGACCUCGAGCUUGACCCAGAGCAGAAAGAUGCUCGUGGGAAAUAUCGCAUGGCGUAUACCAACGGCGUGGACGUGAUGGUUGGAGAGAUCUCAUCUUCUACCCGCUCCAACGCUGCCCCAGAUGUCCAUAGUAUCUACACAAUUCCUCUCCCCAGCAGCGGUGCUAAAGCCAUGCGGCCCAAGAUUCGCUCAUUACGCUUCAUCUCAACAAACACGAUCCUGCUCCUCCAAAAUGCCCCCGACCGUGGCGGAAGCGAGCUCAUCCUCAUAAGCGUCCCUAACGACAAGAACCACCUCUCGGCCGUCCUCCGCCGACGCAAACUGCCCCGAAGCGUGAAGAUCGGCCUUGGCCUCGACGUCUGCCCACUCGGCACAAAUCCAGUCGGCCAACAACAAACCAUCGUCGCAGCCAGCGGAAGCGACAACUCAAUCAACAUCUGGACUCUAGAAAACAGCUCAACGAAAGGAUGGUCCCGCUUCAGACCCUACACAACCCUCACCGAAGUCCACCCCUUCUCAAUGACGAAACUCGUCUUCUCAACCUUCACUCCACCCGCACACCCCAUAACGCCAGAAGUCCUCCCCCAAAGAGUCAAACUCGCCUCAAUAAGCAUGGGCAAUACAGUCGUCGUUCACACACUACCUCUCUCCCCUUUCCCCCCAUCCUCCAGAACAGCCCGCUACGUCCUCGUCCUCCCCGGCCCCGCCGAAUUCUGGGAACUCAUGUAUUUCAUGACAAUGUGUUUGAUCUCUCUCCUCACGAUUAUGACUGCAUUGUACGCCUACGCGGAAAUUCGCGGCGGUGUCCCGCCUUUCCUAGGCUCGACGGGCUGGUUACCCGUAUCCUGGCAAAACUCCAUCGCAAACGAAUACGUCGUCCCACCAUUCGAGCAGCGCUCGUUUUUGGAUAAUUUCUUCGUUUCCGGUCCGGAUGCCAAUACCAAUAUAAACGCGAAAACUCCUAUCCCAAAAGCACAAAUCACACCCGAAGAAGAAACCCAACUCGAACAUGAAUUAUCCAGUCUAAAAGAUAUCCUUGACAGAGUACACUCAUCCGGCGCCGCACCUGCUGAUAUCGAAUCUAUCUCCUCGCACGAAGUCUCCAUCAUUGUCCGCUGUACCGAGCACAAUGAUGCCGAGACGAGCAUUCUCGUUGAAACAGCUUCGUCGACGCAUGCGGAGAAGGUUUCUGAGAUGGAGAAGUUGCGCGCUUGGAAGGAAUUGAGUGAGUCUGAUCGGGAUCUCUGGAAGAAGAAACUUACGGAUGCGGGGAGGUGGACGGCGCAUCAGGGGGAGAGUGUGCUAAAGGGUGUUUUGUUUGGGGAGGUUUGUGGUGGGAUUGGACGGGUUGUUAGGGAUAGUUUAUAG